This is a messenger RNA of Pichia kudriavzevii, 2727 nucleotides long. RefSeq lists its product as uncharacterized. The transcript has a single exon. NCBI's taxonomy places the organism in Eukaryota, Fungi, Ascomycota, Pichiomycetes, Pichiales, Pichiaceae. Gene Ontology annotation, molecular function: four-way junction DNA binding; 3'-5' DNA helicase activity; four-way junction helicase activity. Gene Ontology annotation, biological process: double-strand break repair via synthesis-dependent strand annealing; interstrand cross-link repair; replication fork reversal. The record is from RefSeq and is a predicted model, not a curated record. Bases 1 to 2727 code for a protein of 908 amino acids.
AUGGAAUCCUUCUCUUCACAAGAUUCCUUUGAAUUCGACGAGGUCGAUGACGAACAGCUGGACGCUGUCCUUAAUGUUACCGGCGCGUCCAAUCACAAAGGUACGAGGGAUCACCUGCCAGAAUAUGUAGAAGUACAACCUCAUCCACCACCUCCAUCCGCUUCUACAAUCAGCAAACACUUGAACUAUGACAACCUGGAUACAAUUGUCUAUCCAACAAACCUCCAGAUGCGGGACUAUCAAUACCAGAUUGUCCAAAGGGCGCUGUUUGAAAACACAUUGUGUGCCAUUCCUACAGGUUUGGGUAAGACUUUCAUUGCAUCCACGGUGAUGCUGAAUUUUUUCAAUUGGACAAACAACUUGAAAAUCAUCUUUAUGGCUCCUACAAAACCGUUGGUGGCACAACAGAUCAAGGCCUUCCUCCAAAUCUCGGGCAUUUCUAUGGCAUUCACUGAUAUCUUGCUAGAUAGAACAAGGAGAAAUAGGAGACAGAUUUGGGAUUCGAAACGUGUCUUGUUCACGACUCCGCAGGUUGUUGAGAAUGACUUAAAGUUUGGAAUUCUGGACCCAGUAAACGUGGCUCUCCUGGUCAUUGAUGAAGCCCAUCGUGCAACGGGGAAUUAUGCAUACACCAAUGUCAUUUCGUUCAUGAAUAGAUUCAACUCUUCCUUUAGAGUCUUGGCCUUGACUGCCACUCCUGGUUCAGAUGUUGAAGCAAUACAGAAUGUUAUAAAAAAUCUAAACAUUAGCAGAAUAGAACUAAGAACAGAAAACGACCCUGAUAUUGCCAAAUACAUCAAGACAAAGACAAUUGAAAAAUUGGAUUGCCCUAAAACUGAUGAAAUAGACACAAUUGUAAACUAUAUAUGCGAAGCAAUACAACCGGUAUUGCAAAAGGCUAAUGAUGCUGGCAUCUAUGAUAUCACCGACCCUGCCAAAAUUAAUCAUUUUAUGGCCAUGGAAAAAUCUCAAAAGAUUAUAAAAAAUCCAAAAUUAUCCGAAGGUUUGAAAUGGUCCUAUUACUUCAUUCUACAGUUAUUAGGAACAGUAGGUCAGUGUCUUAGAAGGCUCAACAUUUAUGGAGUUAAUGUCUUCUACAAUUACUUUUUGGAAAAAUACACAGAAUUCACCACAAAAUUCAGUAACAAAAAGUCAACUAAUAAAUUGGCAGCUUCUUUUUACUAUCAUGAUCAGAUAAUAGAAAUGAAAAAAUAUGUGGAACGAUUACUCGAGAAUGAUUUACAAAACAACAGUAAGGAUCAUAUUAAGGGAGAAUUUGCACAUACUAAAUUACAAUAUACAGUUAAAGAAUUGACAACUUUUUUUCAAGAGAGCAAACAAUCAUCCUCUUCGUGUAUUAUAUUUACCGAAUAUCGUGAGUCUGCACUAGAAAUUGUCCGUGUAUUAGAAAAUGCAAAUACAGCUAUUGGUGAAGAGUUGCUUCGACCGCACAUUUUCAUUGGCCAAUCAAAGGAAAAAGACAAAUUUGAUCAGGAUGCAUACUUGAUGAAAAUUCUUCCUAAAAAGAAGAAAAAGGCUUUAGAAGAAAAGAAGAAUAAGGCAAAUGGGAAGGAAACAAUCGAUGGUAAGGAAAAUACACUUGAACCUAGGGAUGCAGAACGAUUAGGUAGUUCGGAAAUGGCUCAGUUGAAGGGUAUGAACCAAAAAUCACAAAAGGAAUUAAUUCAGAACUUCAAAAAUGGUACCUAUAAUAUCCUUGUCGCCACAUCUAUCGGUGAAGAGGGUUUAGAUAUAGGUGAGGUUGAUCUCAUUGUGUGUUUUGAUUCUACCCAGUCACCAAUCAAGAAUAUUCAAAGAAUGGGUAGGACUGGGCGUAAACGUGAUGGUCGUGUUCUUUUACUGUUCAGUUCCAAUGAAAGAACAAAAUUCGAGAGUGCCAUGGGUAAAUAUGAAUGGAUCCAAAACCAGAUUAAGAACUCAUCAAGUUUCCAAUACUUUGAUGCUGAAAAAAAUCGUAUCGUUCCUCAAAAUAUAACGCCAAAGGUUGAAUUGAGGUACAUAACAAUUCCUCAAGAAAACGAGCACCUACUAACGGAGUCAGAUAUUGUAGAUACUGACGAAUUUAUUAAACUCGCAGCACAGACAAUACAGAAAAAUGGGAAGCCACCAAAGAAACGUAAAAUCUUAGGUAAGAAAGCUUCAAAGGAUGAUAACAAACAAACGAAAUUAGACAAGGUAUUCUUUAUACCGGCAAAUGCACAGGAAGGAUUCAAGCCUGCAUUGUCUUUGGUCAAGCAAGUUCGCCCAGGAACGGCAAUUAAGCAACUACCUGCACUGAUAAUUAAACCACAGGCAAAGCCAACUUUGGGUCCUCUGCCUUCAUCUUCAGGCGCUAAUGAGAGCAUUGAUCUAACUAUUAACUCAAGUGAUGAACAAACCAAUGAAGGCCAAACCGAAGGCGAUAAAACAAGUGAUAUUAGUGGUAAUAUCCUACCAAGAGCUUCUAAUCAACCACAUGGUGUGUCGAAAGAAGGGGAUAAGUUAAAUAUCAAUUUUGAUGAUUUCUCUGAAGAUGAAUUCUCCGAUGUGUCAUUUUCUGAUAUUUCGAAAAAUGCUGUUACCCUUGGAUCCUCCCUUCCUGCAAAGCGUCCAUUUACUGACCUUUCUUCUGAUAUCUUUUCCGAUGGUAUUGAUGACGAUGAACUGAUCAGACAACUAGAAAAGAAUGAAGUUGUGGAAGAUCAACCGAGACCAGCAAAAAGAUGA